Molecule: messenger RNA, 1080 nt
Organism: Hevea brasiliensis (rubber tree)
Lineage: Eukaryota; Viridiplantae; Streptophyta; Magnoliopsida; Malpighiales; Euphorbiaceae
Exons: 6
Coding region: 16-642 (208 amino acids)
Source: RefSeq, a predicted model, not a curated record
GGGAGAGAGAACGCCAUGGACGACUCAGGCGUGAUUCUCUGUCAAAUCUCUUCGCUUAAGGACAUGCUCGAUCAAGUAAAUGAAGAAAUUGAGGCCAAUAUUCAAGUAACGCGAGAGAUCGAGUCGGAGAUCGUGAAAUGUACGGAAUAUGAAUACACCUUGGCUGCCAGAGAAUCGGAGCUCACUAAGACGAUUUACGUCUCUCAAUUUGAGAUAAUCGGAUUGGUCUCCGUCACAAACGAAUCAAGAAAAUCUGCCAAAUUAUUGGAGGCGGAACUGUCUAGUCUAAGAAAAAAGCGAGAGGAGACGCUUAAAAGAAUGAACAAUAAGCGGGAACAGUUUGCCAUGCAAUGCCUAGAGUUUCAGAGGGAAAUUGACAAAGGAGAAAAUGAUGAACUCAUGAAACUGUUAUCAGAGAAAGAGUUUUUUGAAAAUGAAAUCCGUCUCUUGGAUCAGAAAAAUGAUGUUUUAAAGAAUUCAAUGUUGGCAUUUGUGGAAGAAGUUCUUCAGGAUCUUCAGGAUUCAAAUUCUGCUUUACAUGUUGAGAUACAGAAUAUGAACCUUGAGAAUGAGAAAUUGCUUAGGGAUAUUGAUGAGUUGAAGACGAUGUUGCUUUCAAAUUUCAACUACCAUCAUUCAUAACUAAUAAUGUGUUCCAGCCUUGCACGUCAAGUGCAGAAUUCCAUGAACUUGUGCAAGUAGAACGGCUUGGAAUUUAAUUACUGGAAGCAAGCAAAGUCAUCAUCAUUACUUGUAAUACCUACUGUAUAUGCUUCAACUGUUUACACAUUUCCUGAGGAAAAUUGGUUAAAGCGUAUCUUUACAAGCAAUAAUAUUGUAAACUUUGGCAGAGAGCUUAGCACUGUUGUGGUACCAUGCUUCAUUAAAGUUCGACUAGUUCUGUUUAAAUUUUGAAAACCUCAGGGAAGAGGACUAUCAAGCUUACAAAACUUUUGCAGUGAUACAGUAUUUGUAGGCAGUUGCCAUUAGGGUAUUGAGUCACGUGUGUAGGAAGAGACUGGUCAAAAUUUUGACUUCUAUGCACUUGUAGAUCCUUAUUCAAAUUACUUUUUCUAUUGU